GGCGGUUGGCGGCUGGCGUUGAUGUUUGUUAGCAACUUUCGUCCAGCUCGUUAUGGAGGAUGAAAUUAAUGAUUCACGGAUGCGACUUGCUCGCCUUACAAGUUUAUUAGCUAACCUUCGAACAAAAAAUGGGGAAGCAAACAAAACUGAAGAAUUGAAAUCUAAUUUGGAUGUUACAGACCACACUGGUACAAUUAGACAAAUUAUGGCUGAUGGAAAUUUUCCAGAAGACUGGUUUGCAUAUCUUCAGAAGGUGGGAAAGAUGGGUGAUCCACAAACUAAUGCAAGCUUAUUAAAUAAGCUGAUAGAGCUAUAUGAUGAUGCAGUUGCUGCUCUACCAGUUGAGAAACAUCAUGCAAAUGAAUGUUAUGCUCGCAUCCUGAUCUCUUUUGCAAAGCUUAAAAGUUUUGUGGAUAUGGAUGAAGCACAGGAGCAGUUUAACCUGGCUCGAGUCAACUGUAAGAAAUUCGCUUUUGUCCAUGUAGCAUAUGCACAAUUUGAGUUGAGUCGAGGCUCUGUUCGAAAGUGUAGAAGCAUUCUUCAGAAAGCAUUGGAUAUCAAAGCAAGACCACUGGAGUUAUUGGAAGUAGCUUUUCAAAACCUGAAUCAGGGGAAAGCACAACUUGUGUUGUGUGAAGAUUGGGAUAAAGAAAAUGUAUAUGUGCCUGUGAUCAGCCAACAAAGUGUGUUAUUAGCCAACAGUGUCAUGAUAAACAAGGUUGGAAAAAACAGCAAUUGCUCUGGAGAAUUGCACUCUGAACCUGUUUCAUCACUGAGGACUGAUGUGGGUAACCUGGACAAAGAGAAUGAUGUCUCAUUAUUGGAGCAGAAAACAGUCAAGCAGCUGAAAAACAGUACUGGCACCAAGAUCUUGCAAGCAGAUGGUGCCCUUCAGCCAACAAUAAGUGAAGCAGUGAGUGGCUCAAGGAGAUUGAAUGUUUCUUCUGUAAAUAUUCAAACUCGUCCAACUAAAACAACACAUGCUCAGUUGUCAGCCCUACCUGAAGCAGAUUUGUGUGCUUCUGACUUGAAGAAUAGUUCAUCUGGUAUCAAUUUCCCUGAUUUGCAAAGUCCAACAGAUGGUGGGGAAAAUGACUCCCCCAGCUUUUCCUGUGGCAGACAAUUUACUUUAAAAAAGCCAGGAGAUGUAACUCCUGAAAGUCAGAUUCCUCAGGACUCUGAAAAACCAGUAUCUGAAGGGAGACGAGAACAGCUGGAUCCAGCAGUAAAUCCUGACCAAAUUAAGGUCAAAUGUGAGAAAAAGUCUGGCAACCUUAAAGAAAAGGAAUUGGAGGAAUUUAAGUUUCACAAUGUUGAUGUGGAAAAGAAGCAAGAAUGUCCUGCUAUGAAGGGGAAAGAGAUGUUCAGCAGUGGUUUUGAUUACAUGUCACCUGAGUCACAGGCAAGUGAAGCAACUAUGAAGAAGGCUGGUGUAAUGCUUGUUCCAAGGAGAUUUCCAUCCACUAAGGGUGUUGGUAAAAGUGCUGCUUCAAAAGUGUCUGUUUGUCAGACACCAAACACCAAAAUGACCCAUAGCUAUGCAGGCAGUUCACAGACACCAAUUGUGAGCAAAUCUGCAAUGAUACAGGUUUCAACUCCAAGCAAUUUUACUCCAGUUUCCCAGUUUUCCACCAAUUUUCCACCAACUGCAGCAACACCGCAGCAACUUUGUCAGUUUCAGCAAUAUGGAUCUUCUCAAUUUCUGCAGCAGCUGGGGGUUGCAGGGGCGUUUUCCACUAAUGAAAGUAUUGCAGUUAAAAAGAAAAUCUACACCAUAAUAAAGUUACUGGGAACAGGAGGGUCAAGUAAGGUAUACCAAGUUUUAGAUAUGAAGAAACAACUGUAUGCUAUUAAGCAAGUGAACCUGGAAAAUGCAGAUGACCAGGCAAUAGCUGGCUACAAGGAUGAAAUUGAAUUCUUGAAACGUCUACAACCAUACAGUGACAAGAUAAUCAAGCUCUUUGAUUAUGAGGUCACAGAUAAUUGUAUCUACAUGGUGAUGGAAUGUGGUAACAUAGAUUUGAACACUUUGCUGCGAAGGAAAAAGGUAAUCAAUCCACUGGAGCGCAAACUAUACUGGGAAAAUAUGUUGGAAGCUGUUCACACAAUUCAUCAGCAUGGUAUUAUUCAUAGUGACCUGAAACCAGCUAAUUUUCUGAUGGUUGAGGGAAUGCUGAAGUUGAUAGAUUUUGGCAUUGCAAAUGAGAUACAACCAGAUGUGACAAGUAUUAGUAAAGAUGCAUUGGUGGGCACGUUAAAUUUCAUGGCACCUGAAACCAUUAAGGGCAUCUCCUCCAAUGGUGAAAGUAGGCCUAGGUCAAAGAUAAGUCCAAAGAGUGAUGUAUGGUCUCUGGGCUGCAUCUUGUACUACAUGACUUAUGGAAAGACUCCUUUUCAACACCUUACAAACCAAAUCAGCAAAUUACAGGCUAUUACAGACCUAAACCAUGAAAUUCAAUUCCCUGCUAUUGCAGAACAGGAUCUGCUUGAUGUACUGAAGAAAUGCUUAUUACGGAAUCCAAAGGAAAGGAUAUCUGUUUCGGCACUACUUGAACAUCCUUAUGUACAUCUCCAAGUUCAACAGCAAUCAGUAAUGGAACCCAACAAGGAAUCCAGAAAAGAGAUGCAUCACAUCUUAAGUCAGUUGGUAGCUUUGAAUUCACCAAACAGCAUCACAAGGGCAACCAGAGCCUUGUGGGAACAGUGUAACAAAGGUCAUGAUCUUGAUGUGUCUGCCUUUAUGAAACCAUCCCAGCACAAUUUAUAGCAGAUAUAAUGUAUUCCUCCAAGGAAAAAUGUGAUCAAGCCAGAGAAAAGCAGAGUCUUUGGACUGGGCUUUGGAUCUUGCAAUCACAGAAACAUGUAGAACUAUAGAACAUUGAUAAGAUCCUUUAGAAAAUGUCAUGCAGGUGUGUUGCUGCUACUGGUUUGUAAAGCCUGUUUGUGUAAUAUCCCAACAUUUUGUCUUGAAAAUGUUGAAUCUUUAUCUGUGGUAGCAGUAGUAUACAAUACAGCUGAUUUACAAAGUGGAAAGACUAAGGUAGCAACCACAAAUUUACUAAUGUUUUGAAAUUGCACAUUAUUCAUGGUGUUUACAAAUCUAGUAAUGUAUUUCAAGUGUUUCCACAUCAGAUUUAGAAGUUGAGGCUGAAUAGAAUUCAUACUAUUUCAUUAAUCUUGGAAGACCAAUUGCUAUUGCACUUGCCCGUUCCUUUGUAGGUUUUAUGAUAAUUUUGGGUGAGUUCCUGUUGUUUGAGCUAAAUGGGGACCAUCCAAAUUCUUUCUUGUACAGAUACCAUAGAGUACAUUUCAAUCUUUUUUCAGUUAGAGUUUAACACAAGCACCAGAAUUACCAAAAAAAACUUCUAACGCAUCGUGUUACUUUCACACUUGAAGCUUCAGAGCUGAAAUUUGUUCCAUUAGUUGAUAGUUGAACUGUUUAAAGAGAAAUAUUGUGCCAGUGUUUUCUUUCAUGUAAGAUUAAUGUUUGUAAUGUACUUUCCAGCUAACACUAUUCACAACGCUGAGUUGAUCUGUAAAUACUUUUGAUUAUGCCAUUUAUUAAAAUUGAUCUAUGCUGGAUGUAUAUGUAGUACUGUUUUUUUUAAAAAAAAUACUCUUGGCUCAAAGUAUGUUGUGAUUUAACUAAUUCCAAUUGUUACUAAUGUACAUUACCAAAUUUAUAAAUGCAAAUAAAAAACUUGCAAAAAGUGCA
Messenger RNA from Hypanus sabinus (Atlantic stingray), 3715 nucleotides. It is a transcript of the gene ttk, whose product is annotated as ttk protein kinase. The transcript is spliced from 23 exons. Bases 53 to 2767 code for a protein of 904 amino acids. The record is from RefSeq and is a predicted model, not a curated record. Gene Ontology annotation, biological process: peptidyl-serine phosphorylation; meiotic spindle assembly checkpoint signaling; chromosome segregation. Gene Ontology annotation, cellular component: spindle; nucleus; kinetochore. Gene Ontology annotation, molecular function: protein serine/threonine/tyrosine kinase activity; ATP binding; protein serine/threonine kinase activity. Lineage: Eukaryota; Metazoa; Chordata; Chondrichthyes; Myliobatiformes; Dasyatidae.